GGAACUUUCCUAAGUCAGAGACUUUAGGACUCGGGACCUAGAACCAGAUGGUCCGGAGGAGAAGCAGCAGCCGCCGCCGCCGCCGCCGGAUCUGAGCCAGCCCAGGUGGGCAGCGCAGCUGGGAAGCCGGACCCAGCACCAGAGACUGAGGCAGGAGUUGCAGGCCCCCCACGUCACCUUUGGCAGCUUGAUCCUGUGGCUGGGGGGCCCCCCCUGCGGCGUCUCCUCCUCCCUGCACCCCCCCUUUGCUUUCAUGCAACGCCUGGUGGCCUGGGACCCAGCAUGCCUCCCCAUCCAGCCGCCCGCCUUUAAAUCCAUGGAAGUGGCUAAUUUCUAUUACGAGACGGACUAUUUGGCUGCUCUGAGCAAGCCGAAGCCGCGGGCGGCAGGGGGCCGCUCCAUGACCGAGCUCACCGUCGGGGACCACGAGAGAGCCAUCGACAUCAGCUCUUACCUGGACCCCUUAGCAUCCCAGCAGCCGCCGCCGCCGCCUCCUCCUGCAGCGGCGGCAGCAGCAGGGGGCAACUUUGAGCCUCCCUGCAGCAGCAGCAGCCAAGAUUUCCUCUCCGACCUCUUCGCCGAGGACUAUAAAGGCGGCAGCAAGAAGCCCGACUACACCUACAUCAGCCUGCCCAGGCACUGCCACCCGGGCGGCGGCCAGGGCCACAAGCCGGGGGGGCUGCUGACCUGCUUCCCGCCCCAGAUCGUGGAGACCAAAGUGGAGCCGGUCUUCGAGUCCCUGGACUCCUGCAAAGGGCCCCGCAAGGAAGACGGCGGCGCGGGGCCGGGGGGCAUGUCCUCCCCCUACGGCAGCACCAUGCGCUCCUACCUCGGUUACCAAUCGGUGCCCAGCGGCAGCAGCGGCAACCUGUCCACCUCGUCCUCUUCCAGCCCCCCCGGCACCCCCAACCCGUCCGAUUCCUCCAAGUCCGGCGGCGGGGGCUACGCCGGGGCCCCCGGGGGCAAGAACAAGUCCAAGAAGAGCGUGGACAAGCACAGCGACGAGUACAAGAUCCGCCGGGAGAGGAACAACAUCGCGGUGCGCAAGAGCCGGGACAAAGCCAAACUGCGCAACCUGGAGACGCAGCACAAAGUCUUGGAACUGACCGCCGAGAACGAGCGGCUGCAAAAGAAAGUGGAGCAGCUCUCCCGGGAGCUGAGCACCCUCCGGAACUUGUUCAAACAGCUGCCCGAGCCCCUGCUGGCCACAUCUGGCCACUGCUAGCCCCAGCGUUGGACACUGCUACAGCCGCAGUGGUUGGGGUUGGGAGGGGGAGAAAGGGCUUGAAUUUGGGGAAGGAGGAUGGGGGGGGGGGGAGGGAUCUGGUGGCUGCUUUUUCCCUCCACUAUGAGGACAGAUUGGAUCGGGGCGGGGGAAGAAAUGGGGAGAGACUCAAGCUUGGGUUUUGGUUUGUUUGUUUUUUUUUUUCGGUCGUCUUUCGUUUGCAAUUUGGUGGAAGAAACUUCCGCCGCAGCCUGUUUGUCCUAGGAGGGUCCUCGGCACCUUGUGGCGGAAUGACAGUUGCCGAUGGUAAUGUUGUUUUUUUAUGUUACAAUCCCACCGAGCCCCCCCUUUCCCCGAAGCGGUCUCUCUGCAGAGUUUGUUGAAUGUUCGUGUUAUUUAAAACAGAGCGAGAGAGGGAGAGAAAAAGCCGAGAGUGAUGCAAUCCUUUAAACAUGGCUGGGAAUGCUGUGUACACAUGAUGCAAUCUCGUGUAACUGUCAGUCAUGGAUUGAGUAAUCUGUUAAAGAUGUUCCUGCGGUUUUUUUUAUUAUAAAGAAUAAUCUAUUUCUAUAAGAAAAACACAUAUGUAUAUUUUGGGAUCUAUAAACGUUCUUGCUACAUUUGAAGCAUUAAUGAACAAUUUUAAUAAACUUUAUGGCUAGGAAAAAAAGGAAAUUUGUUUUAUUUUAAAGGCACUUUAAAGCCAGAAUGAAAUCAGUUGAAAUGCCAGCUAGAUCUGGCUGUGUCAGGAAUCAGGGCUUUCUGUUGGCCUUUUGACUUUCUCUGUGACUCAGCAAAAAAACCGGGCGAGAACCAGAGAAGAGCAGCUAGCUGUAGGAGCCUCAGCCAGUUCCCCCUUGCUGCCUCACUGAAUUUCCUCUAAUCCCUCGAGUUAAAUACUGCUUGGGAUUUUUGCAACAGUCAUAACUCUCAACAGGACAAGACCCAGAUGUGCCAUCCAAACCAUGAAAAAUGUUUGACAAAGUCCCUCCAAGUGAGGGACAAGGUUAAAGUGUUGGAGAGGGUGGGGAAAAGAAAAAGUAAAUGAGGAAGCUUGAAAUCAGGUGGGAGUCUUUCUUUAAAGCUCAAGUUUUUGUAGCCACUCAGUUUCGUGACUCAGCAUUUCUGACAUCUAUGGUUUACAGCAAUGAAUAGUGAUAACAUGGAAUUUUUUGUGUUGGACGGCGGUUGGGCCAGCAAUGAGGGACCUCUCUUUCACAUAACUAGGCCCAGUGAGAAAUGUGUGAACAACUCUAUAAUUUCCUACUGAGCCUUCUUUUAAAAACGUGUUUCUAAAAGAAGCUGCUGAUACAGUUGAGUUUUUGAAAGGUGGGUGUGUGGUGAUGGUGGUGGUAAUGAUUUAGGGUAAAAGGUCGGGUAUAGGAGGAUGUAUGUAAGGAGCCGUAAGAACUUUGUGACAAAGAUAAUAGAGGCUCUGCCAGCAGCUGUACUAUGUGGGAUUUGUCAAGGCCUGUGAGUUGCAUAUGUCAUGGCUCUCUAUAGUUUGCUCUUGUGUAUGUGCCUGUAAAAUGUUACGAGAGUCUAGAGCUGAUUACGUGCAGGGAGUUGGGUACAUGUUCAGGUCUUAUUCAGCAUUUUCCAGCAUACUAGGCGUGCUCUAAGCACAUCCAUCUUCUAAAUCCAGAUGUCGAAAACUACAGGAAAGAAUUUCCUUAACCCCUCUAUACUGUGCUUUACAGUAGGGCACAAAGGUUCUGCUUCUUUAAGGGUGUGGGUUUGAACUUGCUGCCUGUUAUAUAUUUUACUGUAAAGGACAGUGAUUGGGAGUGGAUGUGGAGCAGCCUUACAUUUGGUGUUUGUUGAUACUGAUUUUACUCACGAAAUAUGUCGUUUAAUGAGGCAGUUGUUUUUAAUUUUCAGUCACAAUGAUCACAUCUUCCUCAGGCAGGGAAAACUCCUAGAGUCUAUAGUGGAGUUGAUCAAGUAACUCUCUGUUCAUGAAAAUCCCCCAUAGCCCUCACUAGGAGCUAUGCAAGAGUAAGGAGUGUGGGAUUAGAUUCAGUGCAGCUGUAUUUCCCUUUUGCUUUGCAGUUUUUACAAAGUAAUUAAGGGGCUUUUCUGAGCCCCUAGAAUCAGGCUUUUUUGGGUUAUCUAGUCAACCCUCCUGCACUGUGGCAGGUUAGCUUCUUGCAGACUGGAUGGAUGUAAGGUCUUGCCUUGAAUCUACCUAGUGAUGGUGAUUUCCACAACCUCCCCUUACCACUGGUUCCACUGUUGAACUGUUCUUCUAGUUACAAAACUUAUCCUAAUAUUUAGAUCCUAUUCUCUUCUCUGCAGUGAAGGCCCAUUUAUUAUCAAACUUGUGAUAGUUCUGAGUUACAUGGGAGGACUGCUGGCUUUAGAGUUGCUGAAUGAAGGGCUGGAAAUAUCCCCAGGAACAUUUCUUAUUUCAUUUAUAAAGGACAACAUUUCCAUCCAAAUCUUUGUGUGGAGGGCAGAUGUGAGGGGGAAUGGAAUUGAAAGAGAAGACAUAUUAAAGAUCCUAAUAUUUGUUUAAAAUAACAUUAUAAAUCAGUGGGCCAAAUUCCAGCAGUGGAGUUGCACCAGAGAUGAUGGAUGGGCUAACCCGUUGCCUUUAAGCCUGGAAUUGCUAUAAUUUAACUGGGACCCAUACAGCUGUAAUCAAGACAGAUUGACAGGGGUACUGGCUGGAACAAUUUUUAUUGUGAGGGUGCUGAGACCCAUUGAAUCAAACUGUAAACACUGUAUAUAAUGGAAACCACUUCGAGUCAGGGGGUGCGGGAGCACCCCCCUGCACCCCUAUUUCCAGCACAUAUGCAGAUUGAUAUAAAGACUACUUGGAUUAUUGCUACAGAAUCUAAUGCCUCCCUUAAUUUGGACCAUGUGUAACUCAGAUGGAAUGUAUCAGUGCAACACUGAGCUUUGGUGAGGUAGGUAUUACUACCCCUAGUUUACAGAUAAAAACUGAAGCAAAAUGUUGUAAUUUGCCAAAGGCCUCAGAGGGCAUCUGUGUCAAAGCCAGGAUAAGAAUUCAUGAAUCCCUGGUUUUGUAUGUUUUAACCAGCCACCUACCUUACAGUGGAGCAGCUUUGCAAUGUUUUUAGGUGUGUAUGGGUCAUGGAAUAUUAGUCUUCAGAAAAAAUACCUCACAAUUAAAAGAUUUCCUAGUAUAAAAUAUGCAGGGACUGUUAUCUGGGGGGAAACAGAAACAAAAAUGAAAUAAACAAAGCAAUCUGUGCAAUUCAUUGAAGCAUGAUCACAGCAGAGAAACGGGGACCGUCCCUGUCCAAAUCUAGCUCAUUCUCAAAUAUUGAUCUAGAGUCCCAUUAA
Messenger RNA from Chelonia mydas (Green sea turtle), 4537 nucleotides. RefSeq names its product CCAAT enhancer binding protein beta (gene CEBPB). NCBI's taxonomy places the organism in Eukaryota, Metazoa, Chordata, Testudines, Cheloniidae. The record is from RefSeq and is a predicted model, not a curated record. The transcript has a single exon. Gene Ontology annotation, molecular function: DNA-binding transcription factor activity, RNA polymerase II-specific; RNA polymerase II cis-regulatory region sequence-specific DNA binding. Bases 254 to 1225 code for a protein of 323 amino acids. Gene Ontology annotation, biological process: regulation of cell differentiation; DNA-templated transcription; regulation of transcription by RNA polymerase II.